UGUUCGUUAUUCCAAAUCUCGGAUGUCAGGAUGCUGACUGGACUAGUGUAUCAACAAAUGAUUCAGUAGCUCUAGUAGGACGUGGAAAUUGUACCUAUACAGAGAAAGCUGCAUUCGCAGAAAAGUAUCGAGUGAAAGGUUUAUUAAUACACAACAGUGAAAUAGCAGCAGACAAUGCCCGACCAAUUCAAGGUUUGACAACAAUAAUCAAUAGCACUAUUCCAACGUUUUUUCUCUCGUAUAAUCUGGGAAAACACCUUGCUAAUGCAACAGCGAAUGUGGCAGAUGUUGGUAUGAAAAUGAGUAUUGACGUAGCUGAUGCAGAAGGUGUCAGGAAUAUUUGUGCGGAUACACCAUCAGGUGAUAAAACAAAAACUAUUUUGAUUGGUGCACAUAGUGAUAGUGUAAUGGCAGGCAGUGGAAUCGACGAUAAUGGUAGUGGCACAGUGGGAAUCUUGGUAUUAGCUCUGAGUUUGGCUCGCUUGUUUCAGAAAUCACCUGAUACUUAUCCUAAGUAUCUACAUCGUAUCCGAUUUUGCUGGUGGGGCGCCGAAGAAGUUGGUCUUCUUGGUUCCAAAUAUCAUGUAGAGCAACUUCUUUCCAGUGACAAUAAUAAAGAAGGCGAACGUUUCCAAGAUUAUUUAUUAAAUUUGAAUUAUGAUAUGAUAGCUGGUCCAAAUUACCUUUUUGGUAUCUAUGACGGCGAAACUGUACCGACAAAUACGCCUCCAUCAGCUCGGCGUGGUACUAAUAGAAUAUCCAAUCUCUUUCAACAAUGGUUUAUUCAACGGAAGUUGCCAUGGACCAGAAUAGAAUUUGGAGGCGGAAGUGAUUAUGCACCGUUUUUGGCUAAAGGUUUACCAGUAGGCGGAAUCCAUACAGGAACUAGCGAAAUAAAAACGCCUUCUGAACGAGAUGAAUAUGCUGCCAUGUUAGGUACAGGAAAUGGCGGUAUCGCAAAUGCUGCUUUAGAUCCGUGUUAUCAUCUACAAUGUGAUAGAAUCAGUAAUAUUGACACGUUUGCCUAUGAGACUGUAGUAAAAGCAGCUGCUUAUGCUAUCGAGUAUCUUGGUCGAAUGAAUAAUCUAGAAAAAUGGCUCUAUCCAGACGGACGAGUCUGA
Messenger RNA from Rotaria sp. Silwood2, 1121 nucleotides. Lineage: Eukaryota; Metazoa; Rotifera; Eurotatoria; Philodinida; Philodinidae. The record is from the annotation of a GenBank genome assembly.